Molecule: messenger RNA, 4481 nt
Organism: Solea solea (common sole)
Lineage: Eukaryota; Metazoa; Chordata; Actinopteri; Pleuronectiformes; Soleidae
Gene: il2rb
Product: interleukin 2 receptor, beta
Exons: 10
Coding region: 597-2264 (555 amino acids)
Biological process (GO): immunoglobulin mediated immune response; cytokine-mediated signaling pathway
Cellular component (GO): external side of plasma membrane
Molecular function (GO): cytokine receptor activity; protein binding
Source: RefSeq, a predicted model, not a curated record
UUUUUUUUUUUUCUUCUCAUGUAUGUGUAUUUCUUUCUUAAAUCUGGCAGCUUUGGAACCUCUUUAAUCAUCUGAAUCUUCAAUUGAAGCCGUUUCACUGUCGUGAACCACUUCAGAAGACUGCGCGCAGAUUUCUCUCCCUACAACCCGCUUAACGUUGUGUCUGAAACAGGAUGUGGUAUUGCUUUUUGGAUUUCUUAUUUUCAGUACAAUUAUUAUCUUAAAAGUCAUGAUGGGGUCUGAAUAGCUGCUGGAGGGGGCGGUCCUCUGCUAUACAGCACCAUCCUCUCUCUCUCUCUAGCUCUCUCUAUCUCACCUUCUAUACUCACAGCUAUAAGAGACUUCCUGUAGCCCCAGACACCAGCUGUGGUUUAAAGUGGAAAAUGUCACUGCAUGGGCACUUCAAAGAAGAAUGGAGCGACAAUUAAGAGAGUGUGAGAGUGAGAGAGAGAGAGGUCAAAAAAGUGAGAUCGUGAUGCUCAAGUAGAAAGACAAGAGAGACAGAAGAGACAACCUCCACAGACAUCAGUCCAGAGGAGAGGAUGACAAUGUGUCUGACCUCAGUGUCCCCGUGCUGCCUUUACUGACCGAGACUAAUGAGUCACACUGCGGUAAUCGCCAUGGAGACACUGUGGCCCUUUUACGUUCUGGUGGUUCUGGUUCCAGCCCAUGCAGCACAUUCCCACAAAGGCUCACACGGACUCUUCUGUGUGAAUGAUUAUGUCAACAAAGUCAGCUGCACGUGGAACAGCACCUCGGUGGAUCCUGGUGUGGACUGUUGGAUCAAUGGAACCAAGAGAACCUGGAUCUUGGAGAACGGCACAAGACGUCCUAAGAUAAUUACCCGAGUCUGCAAGCUGAAACGACAGGGAACCUCUCCUCCAGGCUGCACUUUUGUCUUUGAAGAUGAAAUAUUCAACUUUAAAGAAGUCAGCAACAUCAGCGUGAACUGUAAUGGCAAGUUGAUGGAAAGGCUCACAAAGUACAGACCACUCAAUCACAUUAAAAUGAAUCCUCCAGAUGUUCCCUCUGUCAUUGCCACUGCUAAUGAGACCUGUGUGUCCUGGCGUCCAGGCAGUCCUCGCUCAGUCUACAUUGAAACCUUUGAUUUUCAACUUCAGGUCAAACUGAAACAUCAGACGUGGAAGGAGGCCAGUAUUAUGUCGACCCAGGAGGAGCAGUUAAGAAUACCUGCUUGGCAGCUGAAGGGCCACUGUCAGGUCAGGGUGAGAGUGAAGCCGAGUGACAAACAUAGCAGCCACUGGAGCGACUGGAGUCAGACCACGUCCUGGACUGGAGCAGGACUGGACGAUGAAGAUUGGUUCAUGAGUUCCAAGUCACCGGUAAUGUGGGGGGUGAUGUUGAGCGUGACUCUUAUUGUCGUAAUGUUCAUCAUUUACAGGACUUGUGUGAGCAAACGGCGUGGCAGUGUGAAGCCGUUACCAAACCCUUCCAAAUACUUCCCCACUCUCCACCCUGUCCAUGGAGGAACUCUAAAGAAAUGGCUCAAUCCUCUGUCGGCUUCUGAUUCCUUCUUCAUGGCUCAGCCAUGUGACCACAUCUCCCCUGUGGAAGUGUGUGAAAAUUGGGAAGUACUGCCCUCCACCUCUCCGUGCUCCAGCUCCACCAUCGCUCUGCUUCACACCAGGAGCUUCCCCUUCGCUGGCACAGACUCCAGCAGGGUCGUCUGCGAUUCCUCCUCUUCAUCCUGCUUCUCAAACAUGGGCUACUUCAUGUCCAGCUCCGGCAGCGUAGCUCAGACUGAGCCCAGUCCUGCCUACUUCGCCUAUCAGGAGGACUUCCACAGUCUGCACAGCGGCCACACCCUCCACCUCACACUGUGUGCCUCCAUCACCUCCUCUUCCUCAGCUUAUGAAAGCUUGAAGAGGGAGCCUCAGAGCCCGGACUCGGGUUUUGGCAUCAGACAGGAAGAUGAGGAAGACAACAAAGAUGAAGAGAACAUGAGUGAAGAAGGAGAGGAUGUCUCAGAUGAUCACCUACAGUCACCUCUCCUUAUUCUGCCUCUGCAUCCUGCAUCCUGGGUGUGUCCUCCCUCUCGAGCUCCUGCUCAUCUUCCCAGUCUAACUCAGAUAUGCUCUGAGGAGCUGGACGAUUCCCCUGUAGCAGCUGCUUCUGGUAACUGUGCAGCCUGGCCGUUGGCUGAUACCAUGUGCAGGUCUUCCUCAAUGCCGGCUGAGCCCUGCAAAACCGGUUACCUCACCCUCAAAGAACUGCAGACCACAUUCAGCAAUAAAUCCAUAUAGAAAGUGUAUCCAGGGGCAAAAUGUAAUCUCUGCUUACACUGAGCAGUGUGACAGAUUAUUGUGGGUGGUUCAAAACUGUACGAUGAUUAGCAGAACAAGCAGGUUACAGGUGAACUUGGGCCCUCUGUUGUUAUGACAGAUCCCAGUGGGGAAUUCACAGCUGUAAACAAUCAAGUGAAUGAUGGCUGACAUCUGUUCAGCUUUGCUAGCUUCAGGGUGUGUGCUGGUUCAUAUUUUUACACAAUUUGUUCUUGUUCUUGAGGUGGCAAGAACAAGAACAGGAGAUUGCUGUAUUUUACUCAGUGAAAGUGACCUCUGUUUCAGAUUGGCUCCUGAGUUCCAAGUCACUGGUAAUGUGGGGGGUGAUGUUGAGCGUGCAGAACUAAAGUUAAGUAAGUAAAGAAUGAGUAAAUAGGGCAGUGUUUUCUCAAUCCGGCUCCUCAGGACUGUUUCCCUGCUUCAACACACCUGAAUCAAAUCAGCUCGUUAACAAGCUCUUCCGAAGCCUGGUAACGAGCCAUUCAUUAGAAUCAGGUGUGCGAGUUGGUGCAGGGAAACAUCUAAAAACAUGCAGGGCAGUGUGUCUCCAGGACCAGGAUUAAGACACACCACACAAGAAAAAAAAAGAUGUGCCCAGAUGCUGUAAGCUGCAAGAACUCCAAAAAACGAGGGCUGCAAGUCGUAAAUGUCUUUGUUGUUGUAGAGUAUGUACAGACCCGCACUGUCUCGUUCGUGUUGUUUGAUCAGUAACACCUGUGCGCCUCUUGCUGAAACAGAUCAACAAUGGCUGCUGUGCCCAAAAAAAGAGGCCCUUUUGAAAAUGAUUGUUUUCCUGCUCACCUGGUAAAUGUAAAUCCUACAAUCAGGCCCCAUGUAGCUUCAAUUUCUUUCUCUCUGUUGCUAAAUUUACAUAGCAAACAAAUCAAACUAUAUAAUGUGUUGUUUUUAUAAAAAUGUUUUUAGCAUUAAUGUAAGUAAUCACCGCAGCCUUUUCUAUUACUUUAACCUUCAUUUUCAAUUAGCACCUCGUAUCAGCUCUGGUUUUGUUUUUUUAUUUUAUGGCUGUGAUUGUUUCUAUAUUGAGUUUAAAUUGACUGUACAGUGACCCAGCUCUUCCUAGAGCAUCUUCCAUCCUAGCACUUACCUUACCCUCUACACUCUCACGCUCUGUCAGUCCACUGUUCCUAUCUAGUGGAUUUUCUUUCCAAGACUUCUUCUAUGUCGCUUCUUCCUCUUUUUGUAAGUCACUUUGGAUAAAAGCAUCUGCUAUAGGAUUAAAUGUAAAUGUUUCCCAGCUCCAACACACCUGAUUCAAAUCAAUGAAUAGAUAACGAGCCACUGUUUAGUAUCAGGUGUGUUGGAGCAGGGGAACAUGCAGGCCAGUGUGACUCCAGGACCAGGACCAGGAUUAAGAAAAACUGAGGUAGAGGACUGACUAUAGGUCAUUAUUAGCAUGUGUGGGAUUCCUAUUAGAUACUUUAAAACAUUCUUUCUUUAAUUGAAUGAGCUUAUUUUGCAUUACUCUUCUUAUAUAUAAAAUAACGUUGCAAAGCGGUGCAUGAAAGUAGACGUUACUUUAAAUGGAAUGCUAGUCGGUUAUCAAUGACACUUUCUUGAAUAGUUUUUUUGUUGUUUGCUUUUAAUUACUUUAACUUGUAUCUUACCAAGACAAACUUCUAUGAAUAUAUAGUGUGUAGUGUGUAUAGUGAGUAUAUAUACUGUACUUAUAAAUAUAUGAAUUAGCAGUAAGGCAAGUUUGAAAAGUAAUAUAUGUACAUAUAUAUAUAAGAAAAUGACUUUUGAUGAAGCAUGUGUAAGCACUGUUUUAGAGUUGAAUCAUUCGAGGGUGUUCUAUUACAUUUUGUCUAAAUAUGAAAGUAACUCACUGUAGAAACGGGUAUUGAUUUGUUUUUGUUUGUUUUACUGAUCUUUUGUCAAAGGAAAGGCAGCUGGUUUGCCAAUAUUGUUAUAUUUAAAAUAUUAUCGCUUUUUUUUUUUCAUCAUUACGUAAGUAGAUCAAUAAUAUCACCUGCCAUUCUUUCUCUCUGGCUUUACAGGUUUGAAACGAUGUUCGCUGCUUAUUCUACAUUCAUAUAAAUCACUAAGGUCAGUGUGAAAUGCUGCUCCUCUCUACCCGUGCAGUAUAUUUCCAUUGCACUGGGUGACAUACGUAUGUGUGUAAAGACCAAACAAAAUAAAACCUCUGCUAGAAAUGGG